Messenger RNA from Amaranthus tricolor (Joseph's coat), 647 nucleotides. RefSeq names its product NADH dehydrogenase [ubiquinone] iron-sulfur protein 6, mitochondrial-like. The transcript has 3 exons. Lineage: Eukaryota; Viridiplantae; Streptophyta; Magnoliopsida; Caryophyllales; Amaranthaceae. Bases 36 to 458 code for a protein of 140 amino acids. Gene Ontology annotation, biological process: mitochondrial electron transport, NADH to ubiquinone. The record is from RefSeq and is a predicted model, not a curated record.
CACAGUCAAUUAUUUAAAGAAAUGUAGUCUUAUUGAUGAGAGCUGAAUUUGACUCGUUUCUCUCUACCACCCCUUUCUGCAACCCGGUUGUCUUUCGUUCUUUUUUCCCAUCCUGUUGGCUUCCCAUUGUCGAUCAAGUGAAAAUGGCGCUAAGCUUUUUGAGAUCGCUCGCAAAAUCAACCGCUUUACGUUCCAAUGGCAGAAGUUUCUGCAUUGUUAGCACGGAGGUCGUCACCUCUCACACUGAUAAAUGGAUGCAGAACAAAAACAAAAAGUCUCCAAUGGAGUUGAUUAAUGAAGUGCCGCCCAUUAAAGUGGAAGGGAGAAUUGCUGCUUGUGAAGGAGCUAAGAAUCCGUUGGGGCAUCCAAUUGAGUUCAUCUGUCUUGACCUAGACACCCCAGCAAUCUGCAAAUAUUGUGGCCUCCGUUACAUUCAAGAUCAUGGUGGUCACCAUUAGGAGCUGAUUUACAUACUCUAUCCAUGUAACUCCCCAAUUGAUGGAAUGACAAUAUCCGGGACAUCGUUUCCUAUGUAGUUUGCAUUUGUGUCCUUUUCUCCUCUAAGCGUUAUGUUCGUGCAAUUCAAUUCAAUGAACAUAGUUGAUCAGCUCGGAAAUAAUGAAAGCACCUAUUUCAUUUUGUCUUCA